AGUUCUAAAGAUUAUUCUUCGGUCGUAAUAUAAUAACCAGUAGCUACCACAAUACGACAUGACUCAAGAGGAGCAGAAGAAAAACGUAACAGAGCCAAAAACCGCCGUGUCAAACCCUUCACCACCGUCCUCGGAGGAGAAGACCGAUGAUUCCAAAGCUCUUGUUCUCAUCGUUGCAAAAGAACCUGUGGAAGAGAAGAAAGAAGGUUCAGUUAACCGAGAUGAUGUUUUGGCUAAACUCGAGACAGAAAAGAGGAUGUCUCUCAUCAAAGCUUGGGAAGAGGCUGAGAAAUCCAAAGUGGAGAACAAAGCUCAGAAGAAGCUUUCUUCAGUUGGAGCUUGGGAAAACAGCAAGAAAGCAUCUGCGGAAGCUGAGCUAAAAAAAAUAGAGGAACAACUCAUUAAGAAGAAGGCCGAGUACGCAGAGCAAAUGAAGAACAAAAUAGUUCAAAUUCACAAAGAAGCUGAAGAGAAGAGAGCCAUGACCGAAGCUAAGCGUGGGGAAGAGAUUCUCAAGGCCGAGGAAAUGGCUGCAAAGUACCGAGCCACAGGAACUGCCCCAACAAAAUUAUUUGGCUGCUUUUGAGUUAUGUGGAUUUUGAUGUUGCUUUCAUGUAUUUUUUGUUUUGCUUUCACGGCUGUCGUCAUUAAUUUUAAAAGAGUAAGAAAGGUUUCUUUGUGGUUUAGGUAGUUGGUGCUGGUUUAAUUUGGCAAUAUACACUCUUAAUGUCA
Molecule: messenger RNA, 732 nt
Organism: Brassica napus (rape)
Lineage: Eukaryota; Viridiplantae; Streptophyta; Magnoliopsida; Brassicales; Brassicaceae
Product: remorin 1.4
Exons: 5
Coding region: 59-586 (175 amino acids)
Source: RefSeq, a predicted model, not a curated record